Homo sapiens (human) is the source of this 1431-nucleotide messenger RNA. It is a transcript of the gene PEBP1, whose product is annotated as phosphatidylethanolamine binding protein 1. The transcript is spliced from 4 exons. The record is from RefSeq and is marked reviewed. Gene Ontology annotation, cellular component: cytoplasm. NCBI's taxonomy places the organism in Eukaryota, Metazoa, Chordata, Mammalia, Primates, Hominidae. Bases 87 to 650 code for a protein of 187 amino acids.
AGUGUGCUGAGCUCUCCGCGUCGCCUCUGUCGCCCGCGCCUGGCCUACCGCGGCACUCCCGGCUGCACGCUCUGCUUGGCCUCGCCAUGCCGGUGGACCUCAGCAAGUGGUCCGGGCCCUUGAGCCUGCAAGAAGUGGACGAGCAGCCGCAGCACCCGCUGCAUGUCACCUACGCCGGGGCGGCGGUGGACGAGCUGGGCAAAGUGCUGACGCCCACCCAGGUUAAGAAUAGACCCACCAGCAUUUCGUGGGAUGGUCUUGAUUCAGGGAAGCUCUACACCUUGGUCCUGACAGACCCGGAUGCUCCCAGCAGGAAGGAUCCCAAAUACAGAGAAUGGCAUCAUUUCCUGGUGGUCAACAUGAAGGGCAAUGACAUCAGCAGUGGCACAGUCCUCUCCGAUUAUGUGGGCUCGGGGCCUCCCAAGGGCACAGGCCUCCACCGCUAUGUCUGGCUGGUUUACGAGCAGGACAGGCCGCUAAAGUGUGACGAGCCCAUCCUCAGCAACCGAUCUGGAGACCACCGUGGCAAAUUCAAGGUGGCGUCCUUCCGUAAAAAGUAUGAGCUCAGGGCCCCGGUGGCUGGCACGUGUUACCAGGCCGAGUGGGAUGACUAUGUGCCCAAACUGUACGAGCAGCUGUCUGGGAAGUAGGGGGUUAGCUUGGGGACCUGAACUGUCCUGGAGGCCCCAAGCCAUGUUCCCCAGUUCAGUGUUGCAUGUAUAAUAGAUUUCUCCUCUUCCUGCCCCCCUUGGCAUGGGUGAGACCUGACCAGUCAGAUGGUAGUUGAGGGUGACUUUUCCUGCUGCCUGGCCUUUAUAAUUUUACUCACUCACUCUGAUUUAUGUUUUGAUCAAAUUUGAACUUCAUUUUGGGGGGUAUUUUGGUACUGUGAUGGGGUCAUCAAAUUAUUAAUCUGAAAAUAGCAACCCAGAAUGUAAAAAAGAAAAAACUGGGGGGAAAAAGACCAGGUCUACAGUGAUAGAGCAAAGCAUCAAAGAAUCUUUAAGGGAGGUUUAAAAAAAAAAAAAAAAAAAAAGAUUGGUUGCCUCUGCCUUUGUGAUCCUGAGUCCAGAAUGGUACACAAUGUGAUUUUAUGGUGAUGUCACUCACCUAGACAACCAGAGGCUGGCAUUGAGGCUAACCUCCAACACAGUGCAUCUCAGAUGCCUCAGUAGGCAUCAGUAUGUCACUCUGGUCCCUUUAAAGAGCAAUCCUGGAAGAAGCAGGAGGGAGGGUGGCUUUGCUGUUGUUGGGACAUGGCAAUCUAGACCGGUAGCAGCGCUCGCUGACAGCUUGGGAGGAAACCUGAGAUCUGUGUUUUUUAAAUUGAUCGUUCUUCAUGGGGGUAAGAAAAGCUGGUCUGGAGUUGCUGAAUGUUGCAUUAAUUGUGCUGUUUGCUUGUAGUUGAAUAAAAAUAGAAACCUGAAUGAA